GUGCCAUCAAGAAAAUUCUACGCUAUCGAACCGAUGUUGACGAGCCAAUGGAACUUAGAGUUUAUAAAAAACCAGAUAUAAACUUUAAUUGCACAAGUUAUACGGAAAUGAUCAAUUUGAAUGAUAUAAAUAUCGUAUUUGAACCACCAUUCACGCGAAGCAUUCCGUACGAUACAUUGAAAGAAUAUUUAAAUCAAGAUGAUCCACCGUUUAAUGAUCCAAAAAUUCCAUCACACAUACAAGGAACGGAACGACAUGUUCAAUUGCUAGCUAGCGUUUCCAAACGGGUUAUACCGGAAAAUGUAGAGGCUGUUAUGGCGACGACAUUAGAGAGCCGUGCGAAAUUGCCCAGACUUGAAAGUAGAAAAGACUUCAAACAAUAAUUUUUUUAGUUCCUUUUCUAU
Molecule: messenger RNA, 404 nt
Organism: Rhagoletis zephyria (snowberry fruit fly)
Lineage: Eukaryota; Metazoa; Arthropoda; Insecta; Diptera; Tephritidae
Source: RefSeq, a predicted model, not a curated record